UGCCAGUUGCCUCUGGUGCAUCAUCCCAGUUCCUCCCUUGUCUGUCUCCGUAACAUGUUGUGCAAGCCAUACACACGAGCUUGACUCCGUCUCAGGCUUUCUGCCGUAUGCGAGCUUUCUAGCCCGUAAUAUCUGCAGAAAGAAUCCUGUAUGAGAGCUUGAAGUUGAUGGCGUACUCGACUGAUUCCUGUUGGCUGAGACCACGGUGAUUGAGCAUCAUAUUGGUUCGGCACGGUCGUUGACAAUGCAAGCCUACUAGGUAGCAUAGCAAUGCAGAGCGACCUCCGUGGACGACGACGUACAACAAUGCUUUACCGGCGCAUGGCCGUCUGGCAUUGUUUAACGUGCGUAUAUAGAAGCGAAGGUGCAGUCCUCUGUUAGCACAUAUUGUGCACGUCCCCCGUCAUGCCCCCAAGACAGCUAUGCUGGCAGCCGACCGAGAUCAUUGAAGACGUACAAGAUCCAGGCCCCAAGAGAGUGUCUUACUGCCUUGCCCCGGAGGUGAUGAACAGGGUCCUGGAUCACCUCUGGACGAACCCACGGGCACUAAAAAUGUGCAGUUUGACGUGCAGCGCCUGGUUCCCGGCAACGCGCCCACAUCUCUUCGAACGCAUCCGCAUCCGGUCGUCACUCUAUUGCACCCUGUUCACAGGCUUCGUUACUUCGUGCAUGCCGAAGCCGAUCUCGUUCCUGCCCUUCGUGCAGGAGAUCAUCCUACAGGAUCUGCCACUCCGCGAUGUUGACACGGACCACACCAUACGCGCGUUCCGGGGACUCCCCAACGUUCGGACUCUCACCCUUGCCUAUUGGACUGCCGUGGACCUCCCUGCGGCCUUCAUGGACGCCCUGGUCUACUGUUUUCCGAACGUGACAUGCCUGAAGCUGGAGGAAUGCGAUAUCAAGGACCCGGAACAGUUCGUCCAGCUAUUCUGUGGCUUUCCGAAGCUGUCGAGCAUACAUGUCGGCGAUCCGGGCUUGCUGUGUCGCACCCAGACACUGUGGAUUGGUUUCGACAGACCUGCGAUGGAGCCGAUGCGCGCGCUCGUGCAUCCGAGGAGCCUCGACAGGCGGACGCCUCUCCCUGACUUGGUCAUCGACCGGCUCGACCUACUGAUGAGCAGACAAGCUCUUCGACUCGCGGCGGUGCUUUGCCAACCGCGCUUCAUACUGCGCUUGCGGCACCUGCGCGUCAACUGGUGUUGCCGUCGCAUCAGUCCGCUGUUCCAUAUGCUGGACAAUGUCGUCGGGAGCUCUCUGGAGGAGAUCGCCCUAUCGGUAGAUGGCGCUGGUACUGGUGAUGUACAGAAGGACCUCUGUCAUGUCAUUGAGAAGCUCGAAGUCACCAACGUGCGGUCACUCACCAUCGGCCAGACGGAUCUCCCGUACAACCUGGAUCCAAGCACACUCGAAUGGGUACCAGUCCUCGUGAGGCACGUCAUCAAGAGGUCCCGCCACCGUAUCGCCCUGCGCGUAUAUCUCCGCUUCCCAUGGAGCCCCGACGGUUUAUAUCGAUUCCCCUGGGACGAGCUCGACCAACUGCUUUGCGCGCUCCCCGCACGCUACAUGGGGUUGGGAAUUGACGUGCGCAUACGCUUCUGGUUCUCCCACGCGUACUGGCUGACGGACGAGGGUGCGUCUGUGCUGUACGGAUUCAUACUGAACCGUUUUCAUCUCUCGAGGUGCGUCGUGCACUACAUGUUCGAGCACAGUUCCCGGCCGGACCGAGAGGAUAGUAUGGAGUACUUUAUGACCUUGGGUUAGUAGCAGGCCGGGUGACUCUGGGACGUAAGCCUGCUGCUCAUGAGGCUGUUCGUCGCGUCCUCAUAGUAUCGCCGCUGUCAUAGCUCUCAACUUACCGGUGAUAUGCAAAUGUAUGAUAGGCUCGUAGCGAUGUACUGUGUAAACCGUUAUGUUGCCGCAUGAUAACUUCUCAGGGUUGACAGCAAGUGGACGAUUCCAUUCGAUGUCCGAGUCCAUCCCAAAGGAGCAAUUGCACCGCAAAUGUCCACGUUAGUACGGGCUAUACUGUAAGUGUAACGCCUCACAAUGGUUGUCAGGUACGUUCGAUGUGCAGUACUCCUUGUACACAGUAUGUACACCUUCCACUGUACCCCAUCUGCGUACGAUCAA
This is a messenger RNA of Rhodofomes roseus, 2130 nucleotides long. RefSeq lists its product as uncharacterized. The transcript has 4 exons. The coding region runs from base 406 to 1761 and encodes 451 amino acids. The record is from RefSeq and is a predicted model, not a curated record. NCBI's taxonomy places the organism in Eukaryota, Fungi, Basidiomycota, Agaricomycetes, Polyporales, Fomitopsidaceae.